CCGCCACUUGAGCACAUCGUCAAUGGCAUCGGCAGAGCCAACGCACGAAACAGUCAUCGACGCCGAGCCCACAAAUGAAGAACACCAGAAAGACCAAGACGCCUCAGACGCCCAAGCUCAAAUAAUUGCAUCCCUUCGUUCGCAAGUCACUGAUCUCUUCUCGCAAGUCACCCAGCUCAACGGCAAGCUCGUCAAGUCCUACGACCGCGUCUCCGACCUAGAAGAUCAGCUGCACGACUCUGAGAGCUCUCUGCGCAAUGCCAGUGUCGCCGUUUCAUCGCUCGAGCUCGAGCGCACCCACCAUCUCGCUGCACUCAAUACAGGACUGCUCGUCGAGAAAGAACAUGUCACUGCAGAACUUAAUAGACUUAUGGAACGUGCGACUGAAGAAGCUGCGCAGCGUGGACAGGCAGAGACAGCCAGGAGUGAUAUUGAGAAGGAACUCGAUGAUCUCAGUGCGUCACUGUUUCACCAGGCGAACACGAUGGUCGCAGAAGCACGAUUGGGGCGGGCCCAGAGCGAACGCAAGGUGCGCGAGGCGGAGGAAGCACUAAAUGGAGCUGAGGAGGCUGUCAAAGUCAUGCAGACUCAGAUGCAGAGAUUGCAGGCUGACAAAGAGAGUGCUGAGCGUCAGGCGGAGGAGGCGCGACUUAGCAUGGGCAAGGGCAAGUGGGUCGAUCGGGACGCGCAGUUGGUUCAUCAACAUCCGGUAGAUGUCCGGAAAAUGCGCUUAGUGACCAUCCAUGUCCCCUAUGCCGAGUUCAUCGCAUUUGUUACGCACCUUCGGGGACUGAGGGCCUCCCAGGUUACUUCACCUGUUAUCUCCACGCUUCAGGGUCUACCCUUCCUCGCGCGGUUGAUCACAGAGGAUUCAGAACCGACCGUCCGGCUAGACCUAGCUCCCUCAUUAAACUGGCUCUCCCGGCGGUCCGUUUUAUCAGCGAUCCACACAGGAACGCUCAUUAUUGAGCCGGUGCCGUUCUCGUCGCUUGUACAGGAGCUGCACCCGCACUCCCAAACGAACACAUCUGUUUCGAUUUCAUGUGCGCUUUGCGGGACUGCAAUCGUGCGUGCCCAGUCGCACGAAACACCCCCAAGCCACCCACUCGCGACCCUCGCGCGCAGCCGCAACAACAUCCGCCUCACGAAUGGUAACCUUUGGUUCAAGAAUCCGCUCUCCAGUUCCUCAUCAAGCCAUGUGGGACUUGACGCAGACAUUGAACAACCUGAGCAAGUGUACGUAUUCCGUGUGGCACCUGCCGUCCCUGCCCCAGCUGUCGCGCCUGUCUCUUUGCCACUGCACACCUCUUCACCUUCCACCUCCACGCCUCCCAUCUCCAGGCCACCAGCGCACCCCACGGGAGCAUCCCGCACGGGCUCUACCCAAACACAACAGCCUUAUCCAUUAUGCACAUCCAACUACUGUCUUCUACGCCUCCGAAGUACUUGUUCCCUUUGGGCUUUUGUCCGCACAUGUGUCGUCGAACGUAUAUGGGAGGAGGAACCUAUCAUACCCGAUAAGAAGCCCACUAUUUCGGAUGUAAAUGGGGCAGAGGAUACCCAAGAAUCGAAUAAGAAUCAUUCUCCUGCUGCGAAUGCACCUGCCAUUCCCGCGGGGGAGAAGCCACCUGUGCCUCCUCGUCGCCGGCGACUUUGGGAGAUGGCGAGUGCGCUUGGGGAGAGGUGGACCGAAAACGCGAAGGACAAGGAUAAGGGGGAGGAAAGGGUCAAGGAGAAAGACAAAGACAGAGAAAAGGAAACGGAAAAAGACAAGGGAAAAGGAAAGGACAAAGACAAGGAACUUGCAAGAAAACUUCCGCCACCACCUCCAGCACGCCCUUCUGUUGCCCAUCCACAUGCCCAGGUACCCCCUCCGCUGCCCAAAAGGAGUGAAGGGCGUGGUCAUUCCAUAGACACUCCCGCCGCUAUUUCAAACGAUGCCGACAAAAAUGCCGGUUCUGAAGCUGAAACAUCCAAUUCUCAAGAAUCGUUCACCACCCCCGUUGAUGAAAUGUCCUUUGCUCGUCCGUUUUCCGUGGAUCUGUCUUCCCCACAAACACUGCCCCAGGCCCAAACUUUGCAGCUAGAUCGCCCGCCCUCCCCACACACCAUCCCCCUUCCCGAGACACCCACGUCACCUGCGUUCCGUGCCACAUCGCCCCCUCCGCGCCCACGUUCUCGUGUGGCCUCUCCAGCUCCCUUGCCUUCACGCGUCUCUUCGCCGAUACCACAUCGCCCUGGUACACCCAUUGCCCCGAGUCGAUCGAGAACCGGCUCCCCAGCACCACCGCGCACGAGCUCUCCUUUCUCGCCCUCCAGGGCCGCUUCACCUGCACCGAAUGGUGCUCCGCCUGUCCCAAGACGAGCUCCUGCACGAAGGGCAGUUCCUGUACCUCCCACUGCUGCACAGACCGAGACAAAAGAAGGAAUUCCGAUGCCCUCGGCUGAAGUUGGCAAAGAUGAGAACCUAGCGAAAGCUGAGGCGCCUGCUUCUGUGAAGGAAGAAGAAGUAAAACCGUCUCCUGUCCCUGAACAGAAAGCUGUGGCGGGUGAGGAUGCUGUAGAGCUGUCCAUGAUCAAACAUGAAAUUGCUGAACCCCCCAUACCCUUGCCUGACACGAGUCUGAAUGGAGAUUUAUCUCCCCCAAAGCGGGUGUCCAUGGAUGUUCCUCUCCACACCGCUGCCGAGUUGCAGCCUGUCGUCGACCGAUCCUCUGAAGCUGGCCAAAUCAGGCGUCUGUCUGAGGAUUCCACCACACGCGAGAAAUCUAUCGACACCAGUAGUACGAAGCGCUCUUCUACUACCGAUGAGGAAGGCUAUGCUGGUGACGCGACUUGGGAGGAUCGUACGUGGAAAGAGAUCGUACGUUUGAAGGAAGACAUGUUCUGGGCGCGCGUUGGGGGCGUGCGGUAGAAUCGCGUGUAAUUGCCGUUGCUCAUCUAUUUCACGGUAGGAUAGAUUUUUGUAUACCCAUACGUGCAUAGUUGUCGUUGACUAGCUUGGACUAUAUUUCAUUAUGACCGCACUCCUCCCCAUGCACUUGGUAUCUUCGACGAUUCUUCGUCGAAGAAUGCAAUAGCCCCUCGACGAUUGUGAACGUGUGAUAUUUACAGGUUGAGACUGUGACCACGAGCUCAGCCUAUUCGAUGCAAUCACCUCAAAACCUAGGUGACCUUGAAACCAUCAAGAGAUACCGUGUGCCAUCGCAUCCGCAGCAGGCAUGGUUAUUAAGACAGCGUCCGCAGCAUGCACAAUAUAUAAACGUCAGGGUCUAAAUCAUUUUGGCGAGAGAAGCCUAGCCCACCGGGG
Messenger RNA from Suillus clintonianus, 3310 nucleotides. RefSeq names its product proline-rich protein. The record is from RefSeq and is a predicted model, not a curated record. Lineage: Eukaryota; Fungi; Basidiomycota; Agaricomycetes; Boletales; Suillaceae. Gene Ontology annotation, cellular component: cell tip; Golgi to plasma membrane transport vesicle. Bases 23 to 2914 code for a protein of 963 amino acids. The transcript has 3 exons. Gene Ontology annotation, molecular function: guanyl-nucleotide exchange factor activity. Gene Ontology annotation, biological process: exocytosis.